AUGAAGCGAUUGGGUAAAUUCUACUUCAACAUCUUGAGCGAACGGAAAUGCGCUGGCUGCAACGAAACUAUUCGCUACAAGGCGGGUGAGGCGGCCCUCAACGCGCUGGGCAGCUUCUGGCACUCAGCCUGUUUCGUCUGCCAUACCUGCAAGAAGCCCAUCACCACAUCUGGCUUCGCCCGCAUCGACGACGAGGUGCUAUGCCAAACCUGCACGGCCGAGCUUCAGAAGGUGCUGGAUACUGCACUCAAGACCGGCCCGGAUAUGUUCGCAGAGCUCAACAAGCGAAUGGGGAAGAGGUUUGAUCGCUCGAAGGAGGACCUGGGCACGCUGCUGAAGAGCUUCGAUCCCCUCAUACACGGAACCAGCUCGGUGGCCGAACGGUCGUACCUCGAACUUCUCAAGAGCCUCGCGCUACAGGCCGAGCAGGCCUUCAUAGAACUGGGCAAAGAGGGAACGCGAUCACUGCUAUCACAAAUCCAAGGGCUGCAGGUGCCCCGCAUUUGCAGUCCAUCGGUCAAGAAAAUGGGCACCAAUCUGCUCGCCAUUGUGGCCAAUCGCCAGCGGGCUCUCGAGGGCAUGCCAGAGACCCCCAAGCUCAAGCGCCAGGACUCGAUCGAGCGAAUAUUCGCGCAAGAGGAAGUCAAAGACGAACAGGUCGUAUGUCGCAUAUGCGAGGAAGUGGUUACCCUCGCGCACAUGGUCGUGCACUCAGAGGAGUGUACAUACAUCCGAGAGUGCGCGAUCACGGCCUUUGAAAGCGACAAGCAAAUGAACGAGUUAUCACAAAAACUGCUCAAGCGCAUCCUCAAGGAGCGUGCCAUACCGCCAGACGCCGAUCCACUGCAGUAUCUCUCUGAAGAGGACCUCCGCUUCAACGAACAGUACAAGAUGCUCAUCGAACUCUCCAUCCACUGCUGGGAAUCUGUGGACGAUCUCCUUGGCCUCAGAGCUAAGAUCGAACAGACUGAGGUGCACAUCAAGUCGAAUGUGUCUCACCGAAGAAUCUACGAGGACGUACACCUGUACCUCUCCAACAAGAUCGCCGCCUUCACGGAUGCCUCGAAAGCCCCCAAGACCACGCUGUCGCCCAAUGCCUCGGCCAUGAAGUUGCAUCGGAGCGUGUUGAAUCUUACGAUCAACGACUUCGAGUUCAUUAAGCCGAUUACGCGCGGUGGCUUCGCGCGCGUCUAUUUGGCCAAAAAGAAGAAGACGGGCGACAUGUACGCCAUCAAGGUCAUGUCCAAAGCAGAGAUGAUCAAAAAGAAUCAAGUCGAUCGAGUGAAACUGGAACAGUCGAUUCUCUCCUCCAUCCACAACCCCUUCCUUGUAAAGCUCUACUAUUCCUUUCAUACGCGCAAGAACCUUUAUCUGCGCCUGAUGGCCACACCAACAACCCAGGUGAUGGAGUUCAUUCGGGGCGGAGAUCUAUUUUCACUGCUAGAAAAUAUGGGAGCUCUCUCAGAGGAGGUGGCGAAAGUGUACAUAGCAGAGACAGUGCUCGCGCUGGAGUAUCUGCACGCCAGUGGGAUCGUUCAUCGUGACUUGAAGCCGGACAAUCUGUUGAUCACGGAAGAGGGGCGCGUCAAGCUGACCGACUUCGGACUGAGUCGCGCCGGCCUCUAUCUGUCGGGAGACAAGAAGCAGAGCCAACGACUCAUCGACAUGGACGAAGCUGAGAGGGCGUUGUUGGGCAGUUCGUACGGUAAGGACACCCCGGAAGAGGAGAAGCGAUUCUCGGUGGUUGGCACCCCGGACUAUCUCGCCCCCGAAAUCCUCUCCGGCAACGGCCACAGCUUCCCGGUCGACUGGUGGUCCCUGGGUGUGGUGCUCUACGAGCUGCUGGUGGGCAUCCCUCCGUUCAAAGGCGACACGCCAGAAGAGAUAUUCCAGAACAUUCUCAACCGGGAUGUCAACUGGCCCGAGGAGGGCAUGUCGCCCGAGGCCAAGGACCUCAUCGACAAGCUGCUCACGCUGGACCCGGAGCAUCGGCCCGGCCCCACCGCGAUCAAGGCCCACCCCUUCUUCGCCGACAUCAACUGGGAGCUGAUCCUGACCCAGAAGAUGCCCUUCGUGCCCAAGCUGGCCGACGAGCAGGACACCUCCUAUUUUGAAGCGCGUUCGACGCACUUCCAGACUUCGGCGAGCACGAUCGCCGAGGACAUGGAGAAGAGCUUCGACACCGACGACGAGCCGUCGGGGUCGUUCAUCCGCCCGCCGGGCGGCGGGAUGCUCGGCAAGCGGUCCGUCGAUUCGCCCCGUAGCAAGGAGGAGCCCAACAAGUGGGAGCCGGGCACCACGGCCGCCGCAGCGAAACCCAAGCCGCGGAUCGGGAUGCUGGAGCUGGCCAAGCUGCGGCAGAAGUCGACCGAGGAUCUGUUCUCGGGCUACAGCUCGACCAACAGCAUGAACCUCAAGGACCUCAACAUUGAGGUCAUCAACUCGCCCCGGUCUCGCAGCACCAACAACACCCCCAUCCAGCGACGCUACUCCGACGUGAGCGAUCAGGUGUCGCCCCGGCGCUCGCCCAUUCCCAGCACCUCGGCGCCCUGCUCGCCGCUCCUCCGGCCGCGGCUGCCCUCCUCGCCCAUCAGCCCCACCAACGGCCUCGUCUCUUCUCCGCUCUCCUCCUCUUCCUCCUCGCCUUCGCCUUCUUCCUCCUCGUCGUCGUCCAUCUCUGCGUCGCUCUCCUCCUCGGCCUCCAGCCCUCCGCCGGCCUGGACCGCCUACCACCACGGCUCGAAGAACACCCCGCUGCGCACGUCGUCGCCCUCUCUGCUGACGUCCGCGUCGAGCGGCCACAAGCAGCACUUGCUGCCGACGGCGCACUCCCCGCGCGCUUCGUCGCCGCUGGCCAUCUCGUCGUCGCCCACGCUCUCGCCCAGCGUGUCGCCGCGCACCUCGCACCCGGGCUCGCCGGUCAACUCCCCUUGGGUGCCCGCCAACAGCACGGCCUCACCGCUGGCCUCGCCGCGAUCGCCGGUCAUGACGCCGUCGCCUUCGCCGGCGACCUCGCCCGUCAGCGCCGGCUCGAGCACCACGCCCGCGUCGCGCAACUCGCCCACGCGCAAGCGAUGGACGCUCAGCCUGCCCAAGAACUUCCAAUCCAACAGGGGCACCAGCACGCACGCCCCUGCUCCCUCUUCGUCGUCGUCAUCGUCGCCAUCGUCAGCGUCGUCGCUCGCAUCGUCGGCUGUUCAGAUCUCCAAGAGCCCGCGUGACUCUGACAACGACAGCGGCGGCCUCGACAUCACGAGCACGACCACCGUAACCAUCAACGGCAAAGCGCGAGGCAGCAGUCGAAGGGCAGAGGCAACACAACAACCCCACACUCCCCAACACUCCUCCUCUUCUCCGUCCCUGUCCUCUUCCUCAUCUUCAUCUUCAUCUUCGUCUUCUUCCUCUACGCCGACGAGUGAACAAGACACCACCACGGGCAGACCGCGCGGUGCCUCCUUCCAGGACCGGCUGAAGAUGUUCGGGGGUGGCAGCACCGGCUCCGGUGGGCUGGCCCGGACAGGGUCGCUCAAGGUCGAACGCAAGGCCACCUCUCCAAAUCUCUAG
Acanthamoeba castellanii str. Neff is the source of this 3564-nucleotide messenger RNA. Its product is annotated as protein kinase domain containing protein. The record is from RefSeq and is a predicted model, not a curated record. Gene Ontology annotation, molecular function: protein serine/threonine kinase activity; ATP binding. Gene Ontology annotation, biological process: intracellular signal transduction; peptidyl-serine phosphorylation. The transcript has 18 exons. Bases 1 to 3564 code for a protein of 1187 amino acids. Lineage: Eukaryota; Discosea; Longamoebia; Acanthamoebidae.